This is a messenger RNA of Aquila chrysaetos chrysaetos, 4856 nucleotides long. It is a transcript of the gene CHPF, whose product is annotated as chondroitin polymerizing factor. The record is from RefSeq and is a predicted model, not a curated record. The transcript is spliced from 4 exons. Bases 99 to 2420 code for a protein of 773 amino acids. Lineage: Eukaryota; Metazoa; Chordata; Aves; Accipitriformes; Accipitridae. Gene Ontology annotation, cellular component: Golgi cisterna membrane. Gene Ontology annotation, molecular function: glucuronosyl-N-acetylgalactosaminyl-proteoglycan 4-beta-N-acetylgalactosaminyltransferase activity.
GGGGCCAGGGGGUGACACGUCGGACGGCGGCGCCGCCAGCGGGAGCGGCAGCGGCAGCGGCAGCCGGAGCCGCCCCCGCCCCCGGUCCCGUCCCGGCCAUGCGGCUGUCGCUGGUGCUGUCGGUGCUGCGGCCCGCCGGGCCGGUGGCCAUCGGCGUCUCGCUGGGCUUCACCCUCAGCCUGCUCAGCGUCACCUGGGUGGAGGAGCCCUGCGGGCCGCCGCCGCGCCCCGCCGCCCGCCCGCGCCCCGACGGCGGCCCCGCGCCGCCCCCCGGCCCCGGCAACACCAACGGCAACGCGGCGCGCAGGCCCAACGCCGUGCCCGCCGGGCUGGGCGCCGACAGCUGGGAGCCCCGCGUCGUGCCCUACCGCCCGCCCAGCCCCGGCAGGGCCGCCAAGAAGGCCGUCAGGACCCGGUACAUCAGCACAGAACUGGGGAUGCGGCAGCGGCUCUUCGUGGGUGUGCUGACCUCCAAGAGCACGCUGAACACGCUGGGGGUGGCUGUCAACCGCACGCUGGCCCACCGCCUGGAGCGCCUGGUGUACUUCACAGGCACGCGGGGCCGCAAGGUGCCCCACGGCAUGACGGUGGUGACGCACAGUGAUGAGCGGCCCAUCUGGAACAUGUACCAGACCAUCAGGUACCUUCUGGACCACUAUGUGAACGACUUCGACUGGUUCUUCCUGGUGCAGGAUGAUACCUACACGGAGGCGCACCGCAUCAACCGCCUGGUCGCCCACCUGAGCAUCGACACCCACCUCUACCUGGGCCGUCCCGAGGAGUUCAUUGGCGGGGACACUGAGGGACGCUACUGCUACGGGGGGUUUGGCUACCUGCUGUCCCGCAGCCUCCUCCUGCUCCUGCAGCAGCACCUGGAGAGCUGCCGCAAUGACAUCCUCAGCGCCCGGCCUGACGAGUGGCUGGGCCGCUGCAUCAUCGACUACACAGCUGUCAACUGUGCCGAGGAGCACGAGGGCUUGCGUUACCACUAUUUUGAGCUGGGGAAGAAUGCGGACCCCGAGCGGGAGACCGACCUCCGUUUCCAGAGCGCCUUUACUGUCCACCCCGUGCUGGAUCCCCUCCAGAUGUACCGGCUGCACAAGUACUUCGCACAGGUGGAGCUCGAGAGGACCUACCAGGAGAUCCAGCAGCUCCAGCUGGAGAUCCAGAACGCCAGCAGCCUGUCUGCUGAUGGGGACCACGGUGCCACGUGGCCUGUUGGCAUCCCGCCCCCCUUCCAGCCCAAAACCCGCUUCGAGGUGCUGCGUUGGGACUACUUCACGGAGGAGCAGGUCUACGCCUGUGUGGAUGGCUCCCCCAAGUGCGAGCUGCGUGGCGUGGAUCUGGCGGACGUGGCCGACGUGGUGGCCAUGGCCAUGGAGGAGCUGAACCGCAAGUACCAGCCGGUGCUCCAUGUCCGCAAGCAGCAGCUGGUGAACGGGUACCGGCGCUUCGACCCCACGCGUGGCAUGGAGUACACGCUGGACCUCCAGGUGGAGGUGGUCACCCAGAAGGGGCACAGCCGCUCUGUCACCAAGCGCGUGCACCUGGUGCGGCCCCUCAGCGAGGUGGAGAUCAUCCCCAUGCCCUAUGUGACGGAGGCCAGCCGCAUCAAUGUCAUACUGCCGCUGACGGCCCACGACCGGGAUCACGCUGCCCGCUUUUUGGAGGCUUAUGCGGCGGCUGCCUUUGAGAGCAGCGAGAACGCGGUGCUCACCUUCCUCUUCAUCUAUGACCCUUUCGAGGCUCAGCAGGUCACCCAGAAUGACAUCUUUGCCCCUGUGAAGGCCCAGAUCACCGAGUAUGAGCGCAAGUAUGCAGAGGUGAAGAUCCCGUGGAUCAGUGUUAAGACAGACGCACCCUCCCAAAUCAAGGUCAUGGACAUCAUCUCCAAGAAGCAUCCUGUGGACACGCUUUUCUUUGUGGCCGGCGUGGGGACAGAGGUCACCGUCGACUUCUUGAAUCGGUGCCGAAUGAACACCAUCAACAACUGGCAGGUCUUCUUCCCCAUCCACUUCCAGGGCUACAACCCCGCCAUUGCUUACCACAACCAGGUGCCGCCUGCCACGCUGGACCUGCUGCGGGAUGCGGGGCGCUUCGACCGUGACGUCUUCCACGAAGCCUGCUUCUACAACGCUGACUACAUGGCAGCACGCACCCGCAUGGCGGGUGAUGUGCAGGAGAAUGAGGACAUCCUGGAGACCCUGGACAUCUACGACAUGUUCAUCAAGUACUCCAACCUCCACGUCUUCCGGGCUGUGGAGCCUGCCCUGCUGCAGCGCUACCGACACCAGGCCUGCAACCCCCGGCUCAGCGAGGAGAUCUACCACCGCUGCGUGCAGAGCAGCCUGGAGGGCGUAGGCUCUCGCUCCCAGCUGGCCAUGGUGCUUUUCGAGCAGGAGCAGGGGAACAGUACCUGAAUCCCAGAGCACGGAGGGGCUGGCCCUGCCCUGCCGUGCCUGCCUGCCCACCCCACCUCUUCUGCUGCCCAAAUCAGUCUUCCUCCUCCCAGUGGCCGCAGGGAUCGCCGGUGCCUGAGCUUGUGACUUGGCCCCCUGGGGCUGCCUGGGCCGGGGUCUGCCAGCCUGGGGUGCCCGGGUCCUUCUGGAGCAGCUGCAGCUGUGCAGACCCCGGGGCAAGGUGGGGUUGGAGUCACCGAGCUGUGAGAUGGAAUGCCCAGCUCCUCACCCCAGAGCUGCUGGCCACUGGCCCCAUCCCUCUGUCCUGGCCUCGCUGCCUAGUGGGGAGGCGAUGGCCUGCCCUGUCCCUUGCUGUCCCCCCUUGACCGGGGGCACACAGAGACCCAGCCCACCCCUGCUGCAGGGCUGUGACUGCCAUGGGUCUGAGGGUGAUCCCUCAUGGUUCCCCCAGUACCCUGGGACAGGGCUGUGCCCCUCACUCCUUUGGAGCAUCAGCCCGGCCAUGCAGGGAGGGCCAUGUCCCUGUGCCUGCCACAGGCUUGGACAGCGGGAUGGGGCACGUCCCACCCCAAAAGAGCAAUAAGGAGGUUGGUUUCAGGGUUUUGCCACUUGGCAGCGAGCCGGAGUGCUCCCAGAUGGUCGGGGUGGGGGGGACUUGGCCCCCAGGGCCAGUGGGCGCAGGGGGUGCCGGAGGGGAUCCUGCUGUAUUCACAUACCAUGAGCUGCUCCCCAUGGGAACCGUGACCCAGGCCGCUUUGGCCUUCGCAGUAUCGAUAGGACGUCGGAGGUCGCAGCCCUCAGACGAGAGCCUCCAGACAGAGGUGAGAGCCCUCCCCACCACGGGGCCACCCUCGGGGUUGGGGGACACGGUGCCCAGCGCUGGUGGGCACAGCAAAGGGUUUGGCUGCGCAUCUCCUAAGGAGAAAGCGACUGAGGAGCCGCUCUCUGCUCCUGGUUUGUAUUUAAUAGUGGGGGGGGUGGGGGUGCAUUUACACUAAUAAAACAGAGAGAUGAACCAGUGGGUCUAGCUAGUUCUUCCCUGGGGCACCUCUGGGUAUCCCGCUGGGGGUCUCUGUGGUGGUAGCUGCUGGCUGCUUGUACAAAAUCUGGCUGCAGCUGGCUGGACUGCUUUCUCGCAGAGAUGCUGCAGCAUCCUCUACCUGAGCUGGGAGACGACUGCCUCUCCUUAGUGAGGCCUGGGGGAGCCUAUCGGCUUAUGGACAGGCUGGCAGGCGCUAGGCCAAGCAGACGCUUGGAAAUACCAGCUUGAACCCCUGGGGGCUUGCAGCAGGAGUCCUGGACCUCCUCUGAUGCCUGCUGUCCCUGGGGCCAUCCUGCUGUCACUACCUGUUACCAGUCACUGGUAGUGCAGCAGGAUGCUGAGCCUCUUGCCAUGGGAAGCCCCAGGUGCUCGUGUGCAGUGUGCUGAGCUCUGGGCAAUGCCCUGUCUUUCCUGGUGCCAUAAAUUCAUGCUCCCACUGACAAGGUUUCCAGCCCUCCUCAGGCCUGGCUGCAGGUGGAAAAGCAGUGCAGUGAGCAGCUGGUGCAGCCAUGUCCACAUGUGCUGUCCCUAUAACAGCCUUCAUGGGCCGUACGUGGGUAAUGGGGAACUCCUGGCCCAUGUCAGAGCAGAGGUUGGGUGCCCAAGUGGGGUGAGCUCUGCCUUCCAGCAUCUGGGAUCAGCUCUGAAGGAAACUCCGGGACCAGAAACCAUAUCUGAGCACUGUGUUGAAUCAUUAGGGCUGAACCUGCCCUCUCUGCAUUGGUUUCACCCUUUUGGGGGCUGUUUUGCAUCUCAGGGCUUCUCAGCAUCUUGUGGUUUCCAGUUCUGGGUCAGGCGGAGCAGCAUACUCCCGCCCCGGACUGUUUCACCACCUACAGCUCCUAUUUGCAGUAUGAGAUAGCAGGGACUGUGUCCCCUGCCUGUGCUGUCUGCUCCAGGCAUGAUUUUCAUGGCUCUGCAUGCUCUUCCCACUAGCCCUUUGGUCAUCACGUUUUACUUGUUCACGAAACACAUGUAUCAAAGAGACAUCCCCAAGAAAAUUAGCUGAACCUACUUGCUGUAGUUAUCAAGGCUGUUAGUGCUCAGCGAAACUCGUGGAAAGCCCCUGGGCUGUGGCAUGCCUUCCCCAAAGAUACCUCAUUCAUAUAUUCCUGCUCCAGUCUUCAUAUCCACGGCGUAGGAGUGUAUCUGUUUAAAUAUAGUUUUAUUAUAUUACAGAUGAUAACUGUUAGCUUGCUCUGAGUAUUUCUGUUUUUGAUCUUCUCUCAGCACAUCCUUAAUUCCCUUUAAAUGUGAAUCUGGGACAGGGAGUGAGGUGGAUGCAGGUCCAUUACAGAUACAUUUCUCCUCUGAAAUGCAGACCUAGGAGUUGGUUGUGAUUAGGUGUUAAAUGAGUAUCCAAAUGGUAAUAAAGCAAACCGGCUUCAAAUCAA